Messenger RNA from Ziziphus jujuba (common jujube), 935 nucleotides. Its product is annotated as 18.5 kDa class I heat shock protein-like. NCBI's taxonomy places the organism in Eukaryota, Viridiplantae, Streptophyta, Magnoliopsida, Rosales, Rhamnaceae. Gene Ontology annotation, biological process: response to salt stress; protein complex oligomerization; response to heat. The record is from RefSeq and is a predicted model, not a curated record. The transcript has a single exon. Bases 157 to 636 code for a protein of 159 amino acids.
UUCAUCCACUACAUAAAUUCUCAACCCAUUCCCUCCUUUCCUCCAACGAAAAGUUAAGCGGUAAUCAGCAAUCAUCAAAAUCUUAAAUCUCUACGCCCAUUUGGAUUGACGAAGCUCGAAUUCAAUCACUGUCCAAAGCAAAAAAGCGAAAGAAAGAUGUCGUUGAUUCCAAGCUUCUUCGGUGGCCGACGAAGCAGCGUCUUCGAUCCUUUCUCUCUCGACAUUUGGGACCCCUUCAAGGAUUUUCCUUCCUCCUCGCUCUCUGCAAAUUUCCCAGAGUUUUCUAGGGAAAAUUCUGCCUUCUUGAGCAACCAAAUCGAUUGGAAGGAUACCCCAGAAGCCCAUGUGUUCAAGGCCGAUGUUCCAGGUCUCAGGAAGGAGGAAGUGAAGGUGGAGGUUGAAGAUGAUCGGGUGCUACAGAUCAGCGGUGAGAGGAACGUGGAGAAGGAAGACAAGAACGAUACUUGGCAUCGGGUUGAGCGCAGCAGCGGGAAGUUCUUGAGGAGGUUUAGGCUUUUAGAGAAUGCCAAGUUGGAUCAGAUUAGAGCUGCCAUGGAGAAUGGGGUUCUGACUGUUACUGUUCCUAAAGAGGAGGUCAAAAAGCCCGAUGUCAAGUCCAUUGAAGUCUCUGGCUAAAACUUCGUCCGCUUUGAUUAACUGAGAGUGGUCUACAGGGUAUAUUUAUGGGACUAUAAAUUAGAUAGCGUUUUGUAAUUGUUUAUGGUUCAUUGUUGUACAGAUGGUGUUUGUGGUAGUGUCAAGCUCUACUUCUUUCCUAUUGUUACUAUGAAAAACAAAGUUUGACCAAAGAAAAAAAAAAUCACAUUUGAGAAAUUGUAUGAAGCUAUUAGUCUAGCUAGCUAUGUAAAUAUUAAUAGCCAAGUGUCCUUUAUGGUAAAUCAAAAUACAAGUUUUCCCUCCAGUAAAUGAACCAU